CAUGAACCACCGGAUGAUAUAAGAAACGUUUCCAAGCACAAUUACUCCGAGCCCGAAAACCGCUUUGCGAUAAAGCGGGAAAUCUUUGAUGUUCCACCGAAAUUCAGGCAACUAACAGCAGCGCACGGGAUUGUGGCCUCGUUUCAUGCUAACCACUUACGCGAACCCAAGGCGCUAGGAAAUUACAAGAUAUGCAAGUUUCUUAUGCGCGCGCGACUAGUGGUCGCAUCUCUAGAACAACGGGUAGGCCCAGAGAAAACCAACAGUGAGCAUCCACCGAUCGAGUCCUUAGUGAAACGAGCAUCUGCAAAACGAUGAACAAAGAGCCAGGGACGGCAGUCAAUCAGCGCCGCACUCUCCACAGUUGAGUCCAGACGCCGGAAUAGUCCCAUACAAUUUGCUGUUCACCGUCAGGUCUGCCGUCUCCAUUAAUUUCCAAACGCGCUGCCAAUGCUACUUAUGUCAUUUUCAUACUAAUACUGGGUUCGGCAUAUCGCCUGCUAGCCGAGCCUGUCUGCUCUUGUUACCGCGCUUCUGGAAUCGACUGUUUGGCCCCAUCCACUCCUUAUUCCAGGGAGGACGGGAACAUCGGCAAGAUAUGGACCGUCGCCUCGGUUGAACCUUCCAUGAUCUUGAUGCCUCCUAUCUAUUGCUACAGACAUCGCUUGGAACAUGAAUAUGAUUCAAUCGCCCGCGGUUUUGCUGCAAUUGUACAAUUAUUCUGUGGUGUGGGUAAGGGAUAUAUUGAAAACAAUAUUGAAAAUUCUACUACAAUUCUCACUGGAGCAAAUAUCUCACCUGUAGGUAGGUGUGCUGAUGCCUGGAUUGCAAAUUGCAUGCUAUCUCAUGCAAUCGCAUCGAACUUUGCACACGCACAGCAUGCUGAAUGUCGACAUUCAAUUCGUGGAAACGGGGAUACAAUCCACGCCACGAAUGUUUCAUAAGAAUUGCUGUUGCCAACAACGCGGCCCACAAUAAGCCACACAGACUCAUCCCCAACCGCCGUACUGUCAAUGCGUUUUUAUGCGGCUACCAUGCGGUAUUAAGCGAGACGGGAACCAUCCCAAUCUGUUCCUGCCACUAGGGUCUGCGACAUAGGGGCUUGCUACUAGAACACUCUUUGCGGUGGGGUGGGGAAUAUCGAAUUGUAGCAGCGGCUGCAUGACGAUUCGCCUCUCAUUCGAUAAUGUGGGUUGAGAUUAAACAAACCCGUUUGUUGUUUCGUCCAAGCCUUGGUCAUAAGCUGAAGUCUUGGAACAAACUGGGGCGCUUCAAGUGACGAGAAAUGUAUAAAUCAUAGCCAUUGCCCUGCUUUAUUGUCCUCACCACCAUCACCGGGACCAGCUCUUCAGCAUUACCUUCGUUUUUUACACACCUUCUUUUCUUCAAUUCACUUCCACACUCGUUUUCUGGACAAAAUGAAAGCCUCUUUCGCCGCCAUCGCUGCUGUUGCACAGGUUGCAUCCGCCCAUUACUCCUUCGACGCCGUCACCAGCGGCGGAGCUGGUGCUCAACCUUACAAGUAUGUCAGGGACUUGACCAGGCCUACCAAGUACAACCCUAUCAAGUUCUCUUCCAACCCUGCUGCCGACAUCCGGGACAACUCCAACGUCGACAAGGGCACAGAUAUCAUCUGCAACCAGGGUGCCUUCUCCUCCGCCGGUAAGACUGAUGUCUUGACUGUCAGCGCCGGUGACGAGGUCACCCUGAGGACCGCCGUCGGCGCGAAGAUGGAGCACCCCGGUCCUUCUCUGGUCUACAUGUCCAAGGCCCCCAGCUCUGUCAAGACCUACGACGGUUCUGGUGAAUGGUUCAAGAUCUACGAAGACUCUGUCUGCUCUGAGACCGCCGACUUCACCAAGGAUGCCUGGUGCUCUUAUGGAAAGUCUUCCAUUGGCGCUAAGAUCCCCAAGGACACCCCCGAUGGUGAAUACCUCUUCCGUGUUGAGCACAUCGGUGUUCACCGAUCCCACGUCAACCAGCCCGAGCACUACGUUGGCUGUGCUCAGAUCAAGGUCACCAACGGAGGAUCCGGCACCCCUGGCCCCACCGUUAAGUUCCCCGGAGCUUACAAGUCGACCGACGACUACGCCAACUUCAGCAUCUACAACGGCCGCAAGGCCUUCAAGAUCCCCGGUCCUGCUGUCUGGUCCGGAGGUUCUACUGGUGGCUCCGCUGGCAACAGCACUCCCGUUGACAAGGAGGAGGAGACCACCCCUGCUCCUUCUACUCCUUCUGCCCCAGCUUCCUCUGCUCCCGCUGCUGCCCCUUCGGCUGCUCCCUCAUCUGCUCCUCCCGCUGCUCCCCCUGCCUCCCAGCCUCCUACCGCUGGCUGCGCUUCUCUCUACGGACAGUGCGGCGGCAAGUCCUUCACCGGUGGCAAGUGCUGCUCCGCUGGUGCCUGCAAGGAGAUGAACCCCUACUACUCCCAGUGCAUCUAAAUGCAUUCUCUCAUAGCCUGGUCUGCAGUUCACCUUCUGAGCUUGACCACGCUGCUCCGAGUGGGAGAAAGCCAACAGCCUCUGCACCCUUGAUGGCAAUUCUUCACUUUUUGAAGUGUUCUGAUCGAAAUAGAGCAAGCAUUACCGUCUUUCAUGUAUAUAUAUACUUUUACUAUCUACCAACAGCUCGCCUGAGGCAGCUCACGUACCCAUGUUUG
Molecule: messenger RNA, 2659 nt
Organism: Periconia digitata
Lineage: Eukaryota; Fungi; Ascomycota; Dothideomycetes; Pleosporales; Periconiaceae
Source: the annotation of a GenBank genome assembly